AUGGCAGUCAGGCGGGGCGCUCCCGUCGAAUUUUUCAACGACAACGGAACCUGUUUCGUUGGAGCAAACAAACAGCUACAGCAUGAGAUACAGUCCAGAAACGAAGCAUUGGCAACGACAUUCACAAACACGAAUACGCGUUGGAAAUUUAACACCCCAGAAGCACCCCACAUGGGAGGGGUCUGGGAGCGCUUGGUACGCUCGGUUAAGCAAGCUAUUGGCACGAUUAUCGAUGCACCCCGUAAACCGAACGAUGAAACGCUUAUGACAAUUCUUUCAGAUGCUGAGUCGAUGAUAAACUCGAGACCCCUGACUUACGUGCCCUUGGAAACCGCCGAUGAGGAAUCGCUGACUCCAAACCACUUCUUGCUUGGGAGUUCGUCAGGCGUGAAACAACCACCAUCGCAACUAGUAUACUAUCGCCCUACUCUUAGAAAUAGCUGGACUCUUGCUCAACACAUCACGGACACGUUUUGGAAAAGGUGGAUUAAAGAGUACUUGCCGGUCAUAAGGAGACGAGGUAAAUGGUUUGAAGAAGUUCGCGAGAUCCAAAAGGGCGACUUGGUGUUGAUGGUAAGCGGCGCGGUGCGAAAUCAGUACGUAAGAGCGAGAGUUGAAAAGGUAUUCCUGGGACGAGAUGGACGAGUUCGCCAGGCACAGGUGCGCACAGCAACAGGCGUAUAUAAACGGUCGGUGAAUAAGCUGGCAUUGCUCGACGUUUUACCGGAUUGUGAAGCCGCUGAGGACUCAUCAGGAGGUGCAGAUCAUCACCAGUCUUCACGGGUGGGGGAUUGUUACAACGAGCAAUCGAAGUCCCCUCGAACGACCGUUACUGAUAGCAACUGA
This is a messenger RNA of Wyeomyia smithii (pitcher-plant mosquito), 846 nucleotides long. RefSeq lists its product as uncharacterized. Gene Ontology annotation, molecular function: nucleic acid binding. Lineage: Eukaryota; Metazoa; Arthropoda; Insecta; Diptera; Culicidae. The transcript has a single exon. The record is from RefSeq and is a predicted model, not a curated record. Bases 1 to 846 code for a protein of 281 amino acids. Gene Ontology annotation, biological process: DNA integration.